CAUGACAACGCCUUGCAGUGCCACCGCAUUCAGUCCAUUGUCGUUGAAUGCAAGCCAAGCCUUGGCUUCGGACAAUUAUGCGGCCAUCUACUGCGCUGCCAUUGCUGCGAAUGCUACCCUUCGAGACCCUGGCUGUGACAAAUAUGUGAACCAGACCCUCGGUUUUAAUAUCCCAACUGUGACCAACGCAUGUGACUACUCGAUCAAAGUAGUUGCAGUGAAUCUACCCCAACUGAACUCGCUCAAGUUUGCCAUUUUCACCUGUCGAUUUGCCGACCCCAUGGGCGCUCGUGCGAGCCCAACGCCACAAUAUCACUUUACGAAUCCUGUGGACGCAAUGUCGCCGUCCACAAAGGCGCAGUUGUCCACUGAAUCUUCCAUCGCGUUGGGCGCCCUGUAUGACAACCACACCAGUGGACUCUACUCGCUGCGAGACUUGCAACUGAGCGAUUUUUUCCCGUUCGUCGAUUCGGACCUUAUAGUGAAUGGAGGCCCGGUGUCCCUGCCAAACCAACUUGGACGCCUCGUGGUGACUCAAGACGGUUCGAUUGACGCCCCGGACGACUGCAGAUCACGCAAUUUUACCGAGUCUCUUGUGACCUUACCUCCUUCCCGGAACCCCCUGCAAUGGGCUUUGAAAGCCACGUUAAUGCGAUUGAAAUAUUUGGCCAUCAACAACGACGACCCGUCCAUCUCGGAUUUUGCCACCAUUGCACCAGACGAUUUGAUUGUCGAUUCGGCUGUACCGUUGGACGGAGUGCUGCAAUUCGCUUACGUCGUUGGACAAUCUUACAAAGACAGCGAGGGGGUGGUCACGGAUGUACCCGCCGUGUCAUGUUCGCCUGCUGGAUCUUCUCAAACUUGCUUGGUCGUGGAAGAUGCCAUCAAAACGGGGGGGGUGCGGAUCCACAUCCAAGACCAACUAUUCGACAACUCGUGCUCGGAUACAACAUGCCCGUACACCGUCAGCAAAUGCAAACUCGUCCCCAUAUCGCCCAAGCCAGUGGCAUUGACUGGGCCAGCGAUCCGCGCCACAUCCAGCAACAUCGUCGCGGACAUUCAGCAUCUCAGCGACACUGCGUCUCCUGACGAGACGACGCAAGCGGCUUUGCAGGUGGCGAUGGCCGCAUCUAGUGAAGUGUUCAGUGACACUGUGAGCUUGUUUUGGGGGGUCGUGACGACGGGCACCAAGCCCAAAAUGAUGAAAAACGUACCCAACUACUGCGGUGUCAAACGCGUCUUCAACUCGACCAUUAACCCCCUGUGGCUGUCCAACCCGUGCUGCAACAGCGACUUGGCCGAGUUCAUGUGCUGCCUGCCUCAGGAUGUCCCCCACGGCACGAUCAACGUCAUCACGGGCCUGAACAAGGAGGUCGUGGAUGCAAACUGCCCCCUCAAUGCCGACUUGAUGUUUUCCUUCUUGAACGGGGCGUACGUGGGUUUAACCUCGGCCCAAGAUGCUGUGAAUGCGCUGGACAUGGCACAUUCCACGGACGCCCAAUCCAUAGUGGACUCACUCCAACGUUUGUGCGACGCUGCGAUCAUGAAUGCCACGUCACAGACCUGCCAGACGGACGAUGACUGCGCGGUGUGCUCUCAAAGCCAGUGUCAAAUUGACCCCAUUACGCUGACUGGCACGUGCACUGUGCCUUAUGAUAACUUGGUCGGAUGCACAAUCGAAUGCAUUCGAGACUCGAUGGACCCCCUUAUGCUACGGUACCUCAAACACGAUUGGAACUUGACGUCGGCGAACUCGGACCAAGACUUCGCGAUGGCGUUUGUGAGUGUGGCCACAGACGUAGGGUGUGCCGGACCGUUGGCGAAGUCUGACGACAUUGGCACGACCAAGCCGAUGCUCGUGUGCAAUGCCACUUGUCAAAUUUCUCACAUGUGCGACGACACGGAAUACCAGUUCUACCUCCGUCGCAACCUUCACAACCCCCGUCUCGACUUUUCCGUGGCGUCUACAUGCACCAACAACGGCGGGCGAUCGGUCUGCGCAACCUAUUUACCAAACGGCAACUGCCAGUCGUAUCAAUGCACGUUUGACACGAUCCAAACCGAUUGCAAGGCGGAAGCCCACUGCAUCUCUCAAUGUCAACUCCCGCUCACGGCUGGAGGGUGUACAAUUGUAAAUGGCAACUGGUACACGGAUGUGUCUGGGACCGGUCGAUGCUGUCCACCGGACGCAAACUUUCAUGCAGCGACGCUAACGACACUUGCAGUUUGCACUUAUCAGCAACCCAACGCCCCCGUGCUAGCGUAUCAAGUGCACGACCCGCUGUGUUGUGCCGCCAACAAUGGAACGUGGUUCAUGGUAGACGACAGUACCGGCAGUUGCUGCUUUGGACGCAUCAUCACCAUCCAAAACAAAGGCGUGAGUCAGUUGGCCUGCCAGACAUCCGUCAAUGGCUGGGACGUGGCCACGUGCAUGAGCUCGUGCGCGCGUUUCCACACCAGCUGCAAUGCUUGCAAACGCCAAAGUGCCGCAGCGUCGGUCGACGGGGGCGCGUGCUGUGCGAUGCAAACUGUCGUAGCAAACCAAACCGCGUGUCUGUCCAAGACCUCGUGCAACAAUAAACAAGUGGCCAACAACCACUGCAACGACCCGACUCCGUUUUGCGCCAAGUGUAGCGGCAAGGACUGCGUCAGCGUGACCAAGCCACCCACGUGUUUGAUUGAAGUUCAAAAGCCUUCCGACUGCCCUGCCGCCGGGGGAACGUGGAACCCGUCGUUAAAACAAUGCAUGUCUGGCAAGACAACGAUUACAGCGUCCGACUGCUUUAUUCGACCCGACUUGUGCCCGAGUGUGACCAACUUUACCAGUUUCUACACCGUCGUGCCUCUGUACCCUCGCCGUACCACUCGGUGUCUGUUCGGGUGCUACUUGCCAUCGCUUUCCAAAACGUCAUGUUUAGCGAACACAAAGUACACGUGGGAUGGUACCCACGGCAACGGGUCUGGCAUUUGCGUCGGACGUCGCAACGCCAUCAAGACGUUGGCGUCGUGCACGACCGAAGGCGGGGUGUUCUUGAAUGCGACGAAGUCCUAUUUCCCUGGAGCCUUUGCCACCCAAGACCAGUGCGACCAAGGCAAGUGCAUUGGCAGCCCCAGCAACGACGGGUGGAGCUCGUCGCAGUGCUUGAAUUUGACCUUUGGAACGUGCUCUGUUCCGUGCAGCGCUUGUACUUCGCAGUCGCUUCCCUUUUCCCAACAAGAUCAAGGUGGGUGUGUCAGCUCCGACGUCACGUAUUGCACCAGCAUCAACGCCACUGCCACAACACCUUGUGUGGUGUCAGACGCAACAACUGCCGUUGCCUGUGCGGCGCUGUCGUCCACAGAGUGGGUGUCGUGCUCGCAAUUUUUAACCCCGUCAACUUGCGGCAAUGUGACUGACGUGGUCGCGUCCUUGUUGACAUGUGGAUGGACCACCCAGAAUUGUCCGACGCACGCGAAGUGCUCUGCCCAGGGAUCGUGCAACGACAUCGAUAACAUGCGCAUGCAAUGCUUGGACUUGGACUGGCCCUUUGGUGAUACUUGUGUGGGCACCAUUCAACUCAACGUGACCAACAGCAAAGGCAUCUCCUUAACAAGAAACCAAGUCAAGCAGUGCCAGGUUUGCCAUCGCAUCAAUGGCGUUUGCGUGCAGGCCGUGCAAGCCAAUCGGCUGUGUCCAGUCGAACUAUCGCAUCCGAUGGGGUGCCGAGUGUCGGGGGUGUGGGACACUGCGGUCUGUGGAGUCCUAGGCGGAACAUGGUACACCCGUUCGACCACUGAAGCCGAGUGCUCGUCGUACAAGCAAUGCCGAGAGCGGGGCGUGGACAGAGUCUCCAAGAAAAAUGCGACAGAGUGCACCAAAUGCAAGGGGGUAAUGGCGCCGUUGUUCAAGUGGACGCCGGGCAGGUGGUCUGGUCCGUCCGUCGAAUCCUAUACGUGGAAUGCCGAUGGAACUCACCUCACACCUGUCAACCAAUGGAAAACGUCGAUUUCGCAACCCAAAUUGGCCAAAGCAUUGGUACGCCCCCUCGCACGGCGACUGGCCAACGUGCAAUCUCAAAAAGCACUGCUCAUGUACAACGCCAUGACGGACGUGCUCGCGACGUUGGCUUGUGCAUGCGGUGCAGAUGCUUCGACGUCGUGCUUUCAGCCCCCUACAAAUGGCUCCAAAGUGGCAGAGACGACCGUCUAUUGCGGACUAGACGCAGCCGUGGACACUGGGUUCGGCUCGGCCUCCGUUUCAACCAAUUGUUCGGCCCCGUUGCAACGACGACGACUGGCAACUGGGGACGGCACGUCGGACACCACGACCUUGGCUUGGUUUGCUUUUCCCCUCGCCACGUUUACGAUGUUCUCGUUGUCCCCACAGUGCAACUCGUCGGAAUUGAGUCCACUAGUCGUCCAGUCCCCCCAACGCGUGACGUACGGCCAAUUGCUCGGGCCAGGGCAAGGGUUCACAGUCACGUCCGGCCAGUCGACCAGCGCCACGCUGUGUCUGUCGUUGUCGCCCAACGUUCAUUCGUGGGAUGCCUUGUUUGAUACAGUGGAUGUCGCCACGUACGCCAGUGGGAUGUUCACGCCGCUGAACCUUCUGACGUUUUUGCCAUCUCCGGAAAACCAGCUCUGCAUCGCGGCGGCACCCAACACCACGUACUUUCCCAUUAAGCGAGCCAACAUCAGCGGCCUCGACACCUUGGUGUGCUCCCCAUCCUGUUCGAAUGAUGCAAGCAUUUGCGUCUUCAACACCACGGCGCAGGCCACGCAGUGUUUGUGUCGUUGUGGGUCGUCUGGCGCGACCUGCGCAACCUUGGCAUGUCCGAGCAACUGUUCCAAUGCUGGAGUGUGCAAUUUGGGUGGCACGUGUACUUGUAAUGCUGGCGCGGAUGGUCCUGCCUGUGACCAAGUCAUCACCCUCCCUCCCUCUUCUACUUCCCCAACUCGUACAAGCACAAGCGGUUCGUCCACACCAUCGGAUACUCCCACAACUUCCACGAGUACUGCUUCCUCGCCAACGCCUACUCCCGCAAACACCUCUCCAACUUCCACAGUCGAUACUUCGGCACCAUCAAACGCGACUACGACAACUUCACCCCCUGUCGCCACGACGGACGUUCCAGUCACCACUCGUACGACUACACCACCUCCAACGACCACGAAGAGCGAUGCCCCUCGCCCACAUACGAGCGUGAACGUUGGUUCGUUGGUCAUCGUGGCUAUUCUGAUCUGCAUUUUGACAUGAGGCGAUGUACUGCUAAUGAAUUUUCCUUUACUCGGUAGUUGCUGACGGGGUUGUUGCCCUCUCUUCCAUAACACUAAACAUCAGCGGUGCUGUUACAUGCGAUGCUACAUCUUGGACCUGUUCGGAUUCUUGCAUAUUCCACCGAGUGCUCGAAAGGCAACAGAAAAUUGGGUCGUUUUUUGGUGGUAACUUGGUUCUUGGAGUCGUCCUUGUGUCGAGGUUGUGUUCGUGGAAUGGAACCAAUCACAAGGAGACAUUUCACUUGCGCACGUUGGAACUCGCCCUGCUGAUCUCACCUUCAAAGGCUAUUCCUGGAUCUCAAAUGUAUGCACUCCCUCA
Messenger RNA from Aphanomyces astaci, 5575 nucleotides. RefSeq lists its product as hypothetical. NCBI's taxonomy places the organism in Eukaryota, Oomycota, Saprolegniomycetes, Saprolegniales, Verrucalvaceae. The annotation marks the transcript as partial. The transcript has 17 exons. The record is from RefSeq and is a predicted model, not a curated record.